CUCGUACCGGCGCGCGCGCACGCUUCCCUGCCAUUAUCAAUACGUAAUUAUUACUUACGACUAUCACAUAAGUGUCUGUGAAAAAUCUAUUACCACCGUAUAAUUACUAGUGUGAACACUGUGUGAAAACUGACGUUAGUUUCCUAUACAACUGUUGAAACUGCGGGACUUAUUUGAAAGGCGAUAAUAAUGGUUUAUGGAGCAUUGUGAAUUUGUGACCGUUUUCGCUUGGAUUCGGAAUAAAGACUCCAAAAUGCCGUGGGAUGGGUGGGAGGAGAUCGCGUACCAGGCGGAAUGCGACCGUCACGAGAGCCCCGAGUUCGACGAGGAGGCAUGGAACCUGUGCGCCGAGGACCCGGACAGCAGAACUCGCAAGAUUCAGGAGCUGAGGGACAUGAUAUACGAGCGUGGGGAAUGCCAGCCGCCACAAAUGGAUGACGCCUUUCUGUUGCGGUUUUUGCGCGCCAGGCGCUCCGUCCCCGCGCGUGCGCACCGCUUAAUGGUUCGCUACUGCAAAUUCCGAGAGCAGAAUCCACACCUCUGGCGCGGAGUCGAUUGGUUAGGCAUGCGCCGGCUCGGCAACGUGUUCGAAGGCGUACUGUAUGACCGCCCUGACGUUGGCAGACUCAUACUGUGCCGACUUGGUCUCUGGGACCCAGACACAACCCCAGUCGAAGAUCUGAUCCGCGGCACCCUCCUGCUCCUCGAAGUAGGGAUCAUGCAACCAAAACUCCAGGUCCUAGGUGGAGUGGCCAUGGUGGACUGUGCCGGAAUCACCAUGAAACAUAUGAGAUAUCUCACUCCGUCCAUCGCGCUACAAGCUAUGAAUGUGCUAGGGUAUGCAUUCCCACUUCACCAACGCGGUGUCCACGUGGUCAACUGCUCCCGUGUCUUCGAGACCUUAUUCUACUUCUUCAGAAGACUGGCACCAGCCGACGAACUCUGGAAGAAAGUCUACUUCCACAACGACUUUGCUUCUCUUCAUAGGUACAUCGACCCAGAGUGCCUGCCAAUUCGAUACGGAGGAAAGCGGAAAGAAACGUCACUUUACACAUGGCUGACGAAGAUCAAGCAUUACAGGAACAAGAGUUUCGACGACGAUAUCUGCAAGCUGGGGUACUCUGCCGAUUAUGAUUAUGACGAAAUUUAAAGAAGAUCUUUAUUUUCGUGAAAAAUACACUACUUGUAUGAAAUACUGUCACAAGAAGAUCCCAGCCCCUUGGCAAGUUGACAAGGCCUAAAAAUAAAAAGAAGUGUUUAAGCUGAAUAGAGUCAAGCAUUACACUCAUGUGAUGUGUAACAUAAUGUUUAUUUUUUGUUCUACUACCUUAGGUAGGAUAUGAGUCUGAAAAACAUUUGUAAAAACCUUAGGGUUCAUGUAACAAUAUAAUGUUUGUUUGGGGGUGAUAUGAUAACAGGUAGUAAGAAUAUUAAAAAAAACACUGGCCAAGCAAUAGAUAGAACAAUAUUGUUGAGGUCAUGGGAUAGGUACUUUUAUACAUAUAAUAUAAUACCUAGGUAUACAGGGUGCCCGGUAAUUAAUGGACAACCUUUUAACCACCAAGAGGGCACCUUAUACUGGUCCAGAAAAUCGACUUUAAGG
Molecule: messenger RNA, 1603 nt
Organism: Leguminivora glycinivorella
Lineage: Eukaryota; Metazoa; Arthropoda; Insecta; Lepidoptera; Tortricidae
Product: clavesin-1-like
Exons: 7
Coding region: 197-1150 (317 amino acids)
Cellular component (GO): membrane
Molecular function (GO): phosphatidylinositol bisphosphate binding
Source: RefSeq, a predicted model, not a curated record